ACACACAUCUCCGUGUUUUGACUUAAUUCACGAAGACUGGAUGUGGAAGACAGAGCAUGAUCCUGUGGGAAAAUACUACAAGCAUUAAUAGCCAUCAUUUCUAAAGUAUCGUUGGAUUGUUUGAUUACCGUGAGCUUCCGUUAGUAAUAUGUGUAAUUUACACUGGUGGAUUGCCUUUGCUAUUUUUUAUUUUCCUUUCUCCUCCUUUCUGUCCGUUUUUGUUUUCUUUAUUCAUUAUGCCCUAUGAAGGCAAUUAUCUAUCCCUCCUACCAAUCCUAUUGAAAAGAGGGCAGAAAAAGGGACAUGAGAGCAGCAAAUCCCUUUUGAUUCCUCUUGUAGCGCUCAAUAAUUAAAUAAUGUGUUGCCUAUCACUCAUGGAGGGGAUCAAGUCUUCCGGACUGUCCCACGCGCUCAAUGUGCUGCUGCUGUCCAGAGCAUCACUACAGAGAUAGACAGAGAACGUGAAGAGAACAGCCGCAGCAUCCUGCAGUCGAGCCUGGAAAGACACUUCAGCUGCACUAGACAAGGACUCAUUUAGCAACCUGUCUCCUCCGUCUGACUGUCUCCUCACCAGAUUCAUUAUUAUAGGAAAGGCUCCUCGUUGCUUUUUCCUCUCUAAAGCCCUGUUCUUUGGAAUGUGGUGUGACAUAAUGAGGAUCCUCGCACUGCUUCUGGGGAUGAAAGCCGCGUGCAUCCUGCUGGUUUCCUCGCUUUCAGGCACGGGGGCAGUCAACAACAGCGGCCGGUGGUGGGGCAUUGUGAACGUGGCCUCCUCUGCAAACCUCCUCACCAACUCUAAGAAUGUCCAGUUGGUACUGGAUCCCAGCUUGGGCCAGCUGAACCGUCGCCAGCGUCGCCUCAUCCGCCAGAACCCUGGGAUCCUCCACGCCAUCUCAGCCGGCCUGCACACCGCCAUCAAGGAGUGCAAGUGGCAGUUCAGAAACCGCCGCUGGAACUGCCCGACCACCCACAGCCCGGCAAUAUUUGGCAAAAUCGUCAACCGUGGUUGCCGAGAGACAGCGUUUGUGUUUGCGAUCACAAGUGCAGGAGUGACCCAUGCGGUGGCCCGCUCCUGCUCUGAGGGGGCCAUCGAGUCGUGCACCUGUGACUACCGUCGCCGGGGGCCUGGGGGCCCUGACUGGCACUGGGGCGGCUGCAGCGACAACGUGGACUUUGGCCGGAUGUUCAGUCGGGAGUUUGUGGACUCCAGUGAGAGAGGAAGGGAUCUCCGAUACCUCAUUAACCUACACAACAACGAGGCAGGGAGAAUGACAGUGUCAUCAGAGAUGCGACAGGAGUGUAAGUGCCAUGGCAUGUCAGGGUCAUGCACCAUCCGUACCUGCUGGAUGCGUCUACCCAGCUUCCGCGCUGUGGGGGACUUCCUGAAGGACCGCUUCGACGGAGCUUCCCGGGUCGUCUAUGCCAACAAGGGUUCCAACCGCGCCUCUCACCGUGCCAAUCCAAGCAAUCUCGAACCCGAGAACCCCUCCCACAAACCCCCGUCGUCCAGAGACCUGGUCUACUUUGAGAAGUCACCCAACUUCUGCACCUACCACGGCAAGACGGAUACCCACGGAACCUCGGGGAGGACCUGUAACAGCUCGUCUCCGGCGCUGGACGGGUGUGAGCUGCUGUGUUGUGGUAGAGGGUUCCAAACUCAGACUGAGAAGGUCACUGAGAGGUGUCACUGUACGUUCCACUGGUGCUGCCAUGUUAGCUGCCUCAACUGCACCAGCACACAGACGUUACACCAGUGCCUCUGAUCACAGGAGAACCAGGACAGGGGCUCAGAGAUGGAAACGGUUAGGCUCUUUGGGCAGGUGGUGUAUAGAUAGAGGAAUGGUGUGGUAGAGAAGGGAAGGACUAACUCCUUAAAGGGUUAAUUGGGGGGUUGAAAAGUGAAUACAGGGAGUACUAGAGCUUAAUCAAUGUUUUGUUUUGUGAGGAAAGAAAAGAGAAAAGCACAACAAUGAUUACAGGGUGUAGAAGGAGGGUUUGUGUAUGUAUGCUUGCUCCUGAUGCCCUGCUGUAACAGAAUAUGUUAGUGUGCUUACUGGGUAUUUCAAUGCUGUAGCUAUCCAACCAUGUAGAAUGGAAUGGAAACCAAUCCUCACUAUGGCUUCCCAACACCAGUAACAAGACCAGAGGCAGAUUGAGUUAAAGGAAGUAGUUACAAAGGAAAUAGAUUUGUGGCUAGAGAUAAACAACCAAAAUUAGUCUGAGAGAGAUGCUGGGAUUUGAGUCUUUCACCCACUCUGACCUUACAAGAUACAGCUAGUGUCUCUGUCCCCUCUCCAUCUCUCCCCUCCACGGCAGAGAGAUGUGAUGGCAGAGGAGGAGAGGGGAGGGAGGAGAGUAACGGUUGCUGAACACAAUGUCAGACAGAUGUCUCUGUGGCGGGAGAACCACAAGCAUGGGCUCUCAUAAACCGGUGAAGAACUGUGACAAGAGGGUGGUUAUUUUAAACAUCACUGUUUUGUUUUCUUUUGCUGCAGUUCUACUUUUCUCACAUAAAAUUGUGUGAAGUACAUCUCCCAGGAUGUGCUGUCUUCUCCCCCAAUUGCUAUGUACUUUGGUCCUGGACGUGGACCAAGCCGUUAUGAUUUCCUCUCUAACUCACCACACAUGCCCUCUUUGUUUAGAUUGCUCUGGAAUCCGCUACACCUCAACCCGGAGUUACCGCGGUGAUUUACUGCACCAUGGUUACUGACGUUAAAGGACAGGACGUUGUAGCCGCAUCCAAGGAUAAUACAAAAAUAUUCUACAGUUUUAUAACAAACUGGAAUUCACUAUGGGAAUCAUAUGUAUGAAUAGUUUGACUAUAGUAUCAAUACACUGAAUAUUGGAGAGAAUAACUAGAAGUAUGUGUAGGAGAUAGAUCGUGGUGCUGCAAGAAACUGGGGUGACCUGCCAAAUAGUGAGAUCUGUAAUAUGGCAACCCUGUUCCUAAAAUGCCAAUGACCAGAGCAAAAUUGUGAGACUAAACACACUGCCCUGCUUUGGAAAACUUGAUAAGUGUGUAAAGAUAAUCCAUUAUCUUCCCUUCCAAGUUUACAGUGGACAGACAGAGGGUUUUACCAUUCAAUAGGUGCUGCAUCUAGCUGGGAACUAGACUUGACUAUACAGUCACUACUAAGGGAAACGUAUUGUAUAUCAGCUCAGAGAAUCAAAACAUUGUAAAUAAUAUAUAUAGAAAUAUAUGUUUAUGCUGAAGUUACUCGCAAUUUUAGGGAAGAAUGACUUGCGCACCUGUCAUACAUAAGCCAAUUGGUGGAAGGAGAGAAAAUAUGCUAUCAUUAGUCAUAAGUCAGGUCAUGUUUUAUUGUUAAACUGUUAUUAUGUUUAUUUCCUUAAAUGUAGUUUACACAUUUUUGUGGAGGGCAGGAAACAUAAUUUGUUAGAAACCUGACGGAGCAUUCUUCUUUUUUCCGUACUCAUUUUCUCUUACCACUAAUGUUUGUCAUGUUUGUCAUGCACUGAAUAUUACCAUUUAUGUAAAUACAAACAUAUUUAUUACUGUGAAUGUUUGAUACUGUUAUAGAGAAGUAAAAUAGUAAAACAAAGCAUUUGACAUCUUUUU
This is a messenger RNA of Oncorhynchus keta (chum salmon), 3580 nucleotides long. RefSeq names its product protein Wnt-1-like. Gene Ontology annotation, biological process: neuron differentiation; cell fate commitment; multicellular organism development. The record is from RefSeq and is a predicted model, not a curated record. Gene Ontology annotation, molecular function: frizzled binding; cytokine activity. NCBI's taxonomy places the organism in Eukaryota, Metazoa, Chordata, Actinopteri, Salmoniformes, Salmonidae. Bases 636 to 1763 code for a protein of 375 amino acids. Gene Ontology annotation, cellular component: extracellular region. The transcript has 5 exons.